Messenger RNA from Trichomonas vaginalis G3, 411 nucleotides. RefSeq lists its product as uncharacterized. Bases 1 to 411 code for a protein of 136 amino acids. The record is from RefSeq and is a predicted model, not a curated record. NCBI's taxonomy places the organism in Eukaryota, Parabasalia, Trichomonadida, Trichomonadidae. The transcript has a single exon.
AUGUCUAUUCCAUUGACUUUAAGUACACCUAUUUUAUAUAUUGUUUCAAACUUAGGUUCAAAGUGUUAUUCGAAUGUCGACAGAAACUACUAUGACCAAAAGAUACUUAUGCGUAUAAAUAACACAUUCUCUGCUGGUUUGCCUAUUGUUCAUUCGAAUGCAGAGUUUUCAGCUUUAGUAAACUCAAACACUUUAGCAAACAUAAACUUAACCUUAGUUGACGCAAACUUUGUUCCUGUAAAACUUUUAUGUCCUAUGUAUUUGUCAAUGACGGCAGAAAGUUUCGAAUUGGAAGAUGCAACUGGUGAAAGUAUUGUAUUACAAGAACAACUUCAACAACAAAUAGCUCAAGAACAACAAAUGCAACAAAUAGCUCAAGAACAACAAAUGCAACAAAUAGCUCAAGAAUAA